GCAAGGCCAGAUAUCGAACCUGCAUCCUCAUGGAUGCUAGUCAGAUUCAUUUCUGCUGAGUCACAAUGGGAACUCCAUAUUUUUUAAAUUGUAUUUCUAUAUAAUGCAUUUUACAAUGCACCAAAACAUUCCUCCAUCCCAAACAGGUAUUUUGGAGAAAAAUUCUAACACACUUAAUAUCUUUCUGGAUCAUAAGUUUGAGUACCAUAUGCAUUUUUUAAUAUUAUUUUUUACUCCGAGAGAAGUUUAAUACACUACUGACUUAAAAUUCUAUGUAAUUAUUGGGUCUUUGUUUUUUGAUGCAAAAAUAGUACAGGUAGGCUCUUACAAUUACUCAAGUUAUUUUCCUUGGAAAAAGGAAAUCUUACACCUUGAAAAGAAUAGCAUACAAAAAAAUUAACACUAAUAAUAUAGUGUCAUCAUUAAAACCUUGAAACAAUAAAAAGCGUGGUAAUUGCUGUAUCUUUUUGUUUUCAUGUUUGCUUUCUUGUUUUCUUUUUUUUUCCUUCAGAAUGCUGCCAUCUUCUGGUCAAAUUGUAUAUUGCUUCAUACACAAAGUAAGAGAUCACAUUAUGAGGCAAUUUAGGUUAUAUAAAUCCACCUUUUAUAAUUGAGUCACCCAUUUCAGAUUUAUGCCUCCAAUCCUCCAAAGCCAGAAAACAUUAAGUGAUUUUUCAGGAACUUUAAAAAUUUAAAUACACAGAGGAUAUUUGAGGACUUCCGAUGUUAUCAAAACAUGUAUCACACAAUAGAUGCCUAUGGAAGUACAUAUAAGGCAGAGUAUCUCUAGGGAAUAUCUUGCUUUGAUGUAUUUCUGCAAGAAUCUAUGGCUUAGAAUAGUUAAUAAAUUUUGAUAUAUAUUUCCUAUUUCUAUGCUACAAACGUUUGAUGUUCAAAAUCCUUCCCUUAGAAUAUUUUAUGUUAUGUAUCAAACACUCUUAAUAAAUGUCCUCAUUAAAACAAAGAGGAUGAGAAGGAAAUCCUUCCUACUUCCACUAGAUUUUAUUCCUUUUCAUUGACUCCUUGAACAAAAAGUGGAGUUUUUACCACAUGCUGAUCUCUAAUAGGCACUGAAAUUUGAAGGGGAAGCAAGAUGCUAUCCCUAGACUUAAAAGCAUUCAUUUUAAUGCAUUCUUUUUAACCAAGUCCUAAGCAUCUUUAUUGUACCACACUGUCCUUAAUUUAUCCACUAAAAAUGUCUUAAUCUAACAAAACCAAAAACCAGUAUAUCAUAGUACAACAGUUUGCAAUAACUAAAAGACUCAUUAGCUACUGUUUUUUUCACUGAUAGUUUCUACCAGUUUUCCUUUUUUCUCCCCCUCCCAUGGUAUUUAUAAUCUGGUGACACACAUAAUCCACACCAAAUAGCCAUGAAAUCAGCCACAGUAAUCAAUAUUUAACAGGUGGGAAAUCCUGACACGGUGAGACCCACUGUCUUCCUGAGUCACUCAACAGGAACUAGGAUUAAAUAUCGGCUAAAAAGAGCAGUCUUGUCUUACUUCCGUCUUUCAGAAGACUUUUGUAGGUAAAAGUAGGCAGUUACUUUGUCAGAGCUUUGGAAUGAUAUCAUGAGACAGAAUCCUCAAGAAAGAUGAAAAGUUUACUGACAACCCUUAAUUUCCACUCUCCCUGUGCUCGUCAUGAAUCCAUAAAACAAAGCACUCCUCCUCUCUCCCACUUACCUACCUGCCUUAUUUCUUAACAUUUCUAACUCUGUUAUCCGCAAAUCACAUUUUCUAUGCUAACUAUAUUGUCUUUCCCAUUUUCCAAAAUUUCCUGAACAUAGGCUGGUUGUGAGCAGGGAAGGGGAAGAAGAGGUGCUAGGUUUCAGAGCUGAGUGUGACCUGGGAGUCACCCUGUGGCCACUCAGGCCAGGUCCCAGGGAGGGCUGCCCUAUGAAAGGGACCUUGGAGAUGGGAGGAACGCACAUCCUUAGCUAAUCCUCCCAGCCUCACUGGCAAUGCCCCGCUGUUCUCUCCUUAUUAAAAGAAAACAGGGAAACGAUCACAUGCAUUGUUGAAUGGUGUUUACCAGGUGGUGUGAAAUCUCGCCCCAUAUUCUCUGUAAGAGAAAACAGGAGCCAGGGCACAGUCAGGCAGCAUGAGAAUUCAUAUCAUCGGUUGGUUCCUCACAGCCAAACCAUCUCUUCAUGGGGAAGACACAGCUUAGACCACAUAGAAACAUCUAUCUCCUUUGCGAUGCCUUUUCUUGAAACAGUGGCUAGAAUACACUGUAAACUUUUUCAGGUUUCAUGCUGGUGAAAAUAUUAGGAGGGAAUUAGAAAAUCUACAAGACACUCUAACAAGAAUCCUAGAGAUCAAUAUUUCUUUAUGUCUUUGAGUUGACAAUAUACAUAUAACACAUAAUAAUAUAUUAUAUAUUAUAAUGUAUAAUAAUACAUAUUAUUUUACAUAUUUACAUAUAUAUACGUGUGUGUGUGUGUGUGUGUGUGUGUAUUCUCCAAGGUUUUUUAACCCAAGUUUAAUACAUGACUCACAGUUACAUGUAUUUUAUACUCUUCUUUGAAUUAGAAUGGUAGUCAAGCUUUGAAGUAUUUAUUUUUAAAAUUUUCAUUACACCCCGAAAAAAUAGCUGUUGAAGUUUCCAAAUUAGAUAGUAGAUUUAAAGAAUUAAGGAUUGAAUCAGCUUGCCCUUUGGCUUUUGGGGUCAGAAGUUAAGUUGAAGCUUGGAUUUGAAGUGCUCACUGUGGAGGUUCUAAAUCCAUAACAAACUACAUAACCACUAACAUGGCAUUUCUAUUCCACUGAGAUCUACUUCAAGAGACAAAAUUUCAAAUAUUAAAAAUCUAACUUACAAGAAGAUAUAGUUAUUUCAUUUACAGCAUUUCCACACAAACCUCUUAAGCAAAUAGAUAAUGUCACAUCAUAGGGGCAUACAAUUUGGCCUUCAUUAAUGUUUUUCUAUUUUUUAAUUUUUUUAGAACAUUAUUAGAUUUAGGUUAAAUUUUGAUAAAGCACUUUAAUAUGGUAAAUAUUUUCAUGAAACAGAUUUAUUACUUUUAAAUACAGAUUCAUAAAAUUAUUCUGUAGUGAUAAUUUACACUAUUAUUGUAUUAAAACACAGUAAUUUAAACAUUAUGCAUGUCAUCUUUUUCUUUUUUGUUAUGUCGAAUGAGCCAGUUUUAAAAUAUUUUUAUUUUAAUUCAAUAAUUUGAUGAGACCCUUUAAAAGGUUAUUCAUGAAGAUCAGUGAUGUAUGGAAGUAAAUUUCUUAGCAGAGUGCUCGAUGCACAGUAAGCCCUCUACCAAUGACAGCUAUUAUUAACUGCAAUUUAUACAAUAGAUUAAAAAUUAGUAUAUAAAAUUAUUUUGAAAAUAAAUUAAUAUUUUAAAUAGCAUGAUUGCAUUUGCUUAAAUUCUGUGGCAAAUUAUUCUUGAGUUGAAUCAAAUUCUGGUAUUUUCUGUACUAGGGUGAAUUAAAGGAGACACACAAGUGUAACUUAGAAAGAGGCCGAGACAAUUGGGUUAAAUGAAGCAGAUCCACAGCACCAUAAAGAACAUCCUUGUCCUUCAUGUCCUAGCAUCAGAUGAGAAGCAAUUUACAGAGUCAAGUUCCCAGAAAGAUUGGAAUACCCCAAUUCAGGGAAACGUGAAGGAGGAAGGAGCCCCUUUAUCAUCCGGGGAAGCCCCACAGCGCACUUUUGUAUUCGGAAUGACACUAAUGAAUGUCGUCAUUAUCUGGGAAGCUGAGGAUGAUGAGAAAGAUUAAUAAUUCAGUCACCCCUCUCUGCAUCCGUCUUAAUAAUUGUCAUUUGGGUUUCAGUUAUAGCCAUCUUUGCUGCUUUCUCUAGCUAUGCUUCUUUGUUGCUGUUCUCUGAGCCAAAUCAUGGCGAAUGCUGGGCCAUGGUAUUGAUGGCAUCUUGACCAUCUUACUUCAUUGAGAAUAUUUUAAAGUAUAUAUGUUAUAAAUUAGGCAUACUAAUAUCCCUGCAAAAUUUAUCUGGCUUCUUAAUAGCUUAACAAAUAAGCCCCUUUCUAUAAGAUCAAAAAUCUUGGAUGAACAAAAUAUUGAGAAGUUCUAUGUCUUUUAAAGUGAAGCAUCUUGUGUCCUGGAUGCUUUUAACUGUCCCUUUUCUAUUGAUGGCAUCUUCCUUUGCACUGAAGAACAUGAGAAAGUACUUUAGCCUUUGGUCAAAAUAUGACACAAAGUUCAUGAACCUUAUUUGUCUUAUAAUUGUCAUAAUUCAAAUUCCAGCAAGUAAGCAUCCACUUUUAUCAGUGACGAAUACAAACACUUAAAAAAAGAGAUUUCUGCCUUUUGUUAACGCCUCUGAAGAAGUGAUGUUCUUGCCACAUCACCACAGAAGAAUUUGUUUGGACAUUUUCUUGGAAUGCUAGUAAACUGAGUACCAAUCUUAGAACAAUACUGCUAUUUGUGUACAAAAUGGUUGUAAUCAGGGUACCCAUGGAAACAGUGAUUUAUAUGGAUUACAGUUCUCUCUAUAAAUGUUUGAUAUUUAUCAGCAAUUAUUAAGGAAAGCAUGACAUUGAAACUUUGAACUUGGAAUUUUCUGCGACUUUUAAAGUAAUCCCUGGUAAAGGUCAAUUACAUUUAUCCCCAUAUUUUCAGACAUUUAAUAUCCUAUUUGCCAUUAGCACAUGUUUCAAAAUGAAGUAAUACAUGAAAUGUAAAUAGUAAGGUAUUACAAUUUCCCAAAAAGCACAAUCUCAAAUCACAAGUCAAAUAAAUCAUCUUCCAAUCUAUGUUAAUGUAGCUAUUACCUUCCUCCAUCACUUUCUGAUGAAUGAUUACAAGAGGAUUUUUCUCUUGAAAAGGAAUCAUUAUAGGACCAUAGCUCUUAUUUGAUCUUUUUAUAAUAUACUUGCUCAAUAGUGAAGAUGAUUUUAAAUACCAAAUUUACCUUUUGGUUAUUUACAUUUUAUUUCUUUAUUUGGUAAUCAUUUAUUGAGUACUUAACUAUGUGUCAAACAUGGGCUAGUACUAGAGAUAAAAUGGACUUCCUCAAGGAGCUCACAAAACAAAAACACACUGAUAAACAACCAACUCUAACUUAGGGGUGGGACACCUCAACUAAUUCUGAAUUAGUUGGGACACCUCAACUAAUUCAGGGAAAGAUGAUAUGCAGUGAGUGUUCAAAAAUAUUUCUGAAGUAUUAAGGACAGAUGGCUCUACCUUGUUGGAGGUGUCAAGAGCCAAGGGAAGAACUUUCCAGGUAGAAUGGUCAGUGUGAACAAAGGUGUGGCAGUGAGAAAGCCCAUAGCACAUCCAGGGAACAGCAGGUGAGUUGGUCUGACUUAAGUGCGAGUGCUUUGAGCUCAGAGGGGGAGCUCCAGAGGCCGGUUACAGUCAGAUCCAAAUGUGUCCUGCCCCAUGACAAUGAUGAGGGGCUCCAUCAAAGGACACUGGAAGGGAGGGUGCCCCUGCAAACUAUAUGUGCAUUUGGGGAAAAAAUCUUUUUUGAAUUGGGAGAAAACACAUUGGAAUAACUCUAGGGAAGGAUGUUAUUUUGAAGACUUUUAUAGCAAUCCAGGCACACAAAAAAAUAACUGAAAGCUAAACUGAGAUAACAGGAAUGUGGAGGAAGAAGCAUAGUGGAGCCAAGAUAUUAAUAUUAUAGGAAUUGUAAUCUAUAUAGUGAAUAGUAUAGAUUAUACUAAUAAUAUAGUAAUUGUAUAUUAUAAUAAUAAUAUAGGAAUUGUAAUCUAUAUAAUGAAGUAACAUAUUGGAUGUAAGGAGUAAAAAAAGGGAGGAAACAAGACCUCUUAAGGACGGAGCAACUAGGAAGGUGAUGAUACUCAGGCAGGUGAUGUCUUUGGCAUCCAUUUCCCCUUCUGCAAACCACCCCCGAUUCUCAUUUGAGGAUCCCUCUGCAACAUCCAGCUUGUAUGGCAAGGCUACCCUCAAGAGUACAUCAUAUAACUCAGACCAGAUCACUAAACAUCCUGCAGUUCUCCUGGCCCCAAUCAUGGGUGAGUGUGUAUGUUCCUGCUGCUGAUGGCUGAAUGAGGGGGCUAGACUACACCCACCCUAAACCAGUUCCAUGAAAGACUGAAUAUCAGGAAUUUUGUGGAACCUACUAGAAAAGAGGCUCACUCCUCAGCAAUGGAUUGAGAGUCACACAAAGAUGAGGCUAGGGCUGCUGUAACCAUCUUGCCACCCCAGAAGUAGAAUUAAGAAGAUAGCCCAUAUAGAAAAGGAGAGCUGAGGGAAGGGACAAGAACAGGCAGGUUUGGUUGAUUAUUGAGCCCUGCUCUCAGCCACACCCGAACCUAGCCCACAACUGGACUUUUCAGUUGUACCUGCCAGUGUGCUUAAGUCAUUUGCAAGAGGAAAAGUCCUGUCAAAUACAAGUCAAGGACAAUGCCUGGGAAUUUAAAUAUAUAGGUCUGGAGCUCCAAGGAGGAAUAUGCUAUGGAAUUUAAUCUUCAGAUAGGUGAAUUUAAAGAUGAGAUAAUCACCCAAAUGACAGGAGAAAGGACUGAGAGAAAAUUAUGGGAAACACCAACAGCAGGUCAAUUAGUCACUCAACAAACAUUCAUUGAACACUGUGUUGGCAAACUAUGUCAGAGAAAAAAGGGACAAAAAUAACAAUAAUUAUUAUGAGUCCCUUCUCUUUUUGAGCUGAUAGUACAUUGGAUGAAAAAGCAAUAAAAUGGCAAAGUAUAUUAGUGUGUUUAAUAACAAUAUAUUCUAAGGAGAAAGCAAGGAAGAAUGCCUGAGUCAUGGGCUUUCAGACAGUGAUUAGGGUGGACCUCACUAAGUUAAAGUUGGUUUUUGGAGUAAAGAUUGGAAGGAAGGAGAAAGCAAACUAUAUAGAUUUCUGAGGAAGAGCACCCCAGGUGGGGGUCCAGCAAGUGUGGAAGGCUGGAAGCAGGAGGGCAGCAGGUGUGCUGAGAAACCAAGAAGAGGCAGUGAGCUAGAGAUGGGUGAGCAGGGGGGAGGGAGCAGAACAUCAAAAGCCUCGUGGACCCUUUUGAGGAUUUGGGCUUUGAUUCUCAGUGAAGUGAGAAGCCUGGGGAAGGUUCUGAGUGAAGAUGUUACAUGAUCCAUCUUAGGCUUUAUCUCUGCUGUGUUGAGAAUACCCUAUUGGGGAGUUUCCCUUGUGGCUCAGCAGGUUAUAAACCUGACUAGGAUCCAUGAGGACACAGGUUCAAUCCCUGGCCUUGCUCAGUGGGUUGAGGAUCCAGCACCACCGUGAGCUGUGGUGUAGGCUGCAGACACGGCUCCAAUCCCACAUUGCUGUGGCUGUGGUGUAGGCCUGCAGCUGAAGCUCCGAUUAGACCCCUAGCCUAGGUCUAGGGGUCUAAUACGCCACAAGUGCAGCCCUAAAAAGAAAAAAAUAAAGAAAGAGAGAGAGAAAAUACCCAAUUGGCACAGGGAAUAAUCAGGGAGGCCAGUUAGGAGGCAAGUGUAACAGUCCAGGCAAGAGAGGAUAAAGCUGGUCCACAGUGGUAGCAGCAGUGGUAACAAAAACAUUCAUAUUCCAGAUGUAUGUUUAAGGGACAAAAAACAUAUUCUGAUGGAUUGAAGGUCAUCUGGAAGAGAAAGAAGGAAAUCAAGGACAUCUUCAUAAUUUCUGCCUGAGCUACUGCAAGAAUCAGAGAAGCCCCCAGAAGAAAGUGAAUUGAGGCUAUUCCAGGUAUUUCAGAGAAGGAAAAGGCUGAAAUUGAAGCCAAAGAAGCUUGUGAUUGGCUACGGGCAGCAGGAUUCCCACAGUAUGCCCAGCUUUACGAAGAUCUCCUGUUCCCUAUUGAUAUUUCCUUGGUCAAGAGAGAGCAUGAUUUUUUGGACAGAGAUGCUAUUGAGGCUUUAUGCAGGCGUCUAAAUACUUUAAACAAAUGUGCGGUGAUGAAGCUGGAAAUUAGUCCUCAUCGGAAAAGAAGUGAGGAUUCGGAUGAGGAUGAGCCUUGUGCAAUAAGUGGCAAAUGGACUUUCCAGCGGGACAGCAAGAGGUGGUCCCGGCUUGAAGAAUUUGAUGUCUUUUCUCCAAAGGAAGACCCCAUUCCUGGGUCCCCAGACAAUUCUCACCUGAAGAACGCCCCGAGCCAUGAAAGCAUGCUGACGGACCUCAGCGAGCGCCAGGAGGUGGCUUCUGUCCGCAGCCUCAGCAGCACCAGCAGCCUUGCCACCCACACACCCCACUGUGGGGACACAGCCACCACCCGGACUAAUUCGGUCAUCAGCGUCUGCUCUUCGGGCACCUUUGUAGGCAACGAUGACUCCUUCUGCAGCCUGCCCUCCCCCAAGGAACUGUCCAGCUUCAGCUUUAGCAUGAAAGGCCACGAGAAGAGCACCAAGUCCAAGACACACAGUCUGCUGAAACGCAUGGAGAGCUUGAAGCUCAAGGGCUCCCACCACGGCAAGCACAAGGCACCCUCCAAGCUGGGGCUGAUCAUCAGCGGGCCCAUCCUGCAGGAGGGGAUGGAUGAGGAGAAGCUUAAGCAGCUGAACUGUAUGGAGAUCUCCGCCCUCAACGGCAACCAUAUCAAUGUCCCCAUGGUGCGAAAGAGGAGCGUCUCCAACUCCACGCAGACCAGCAGCAGCAGCAGCCAGUCUGAGACCAGCAGCAACGUCAGCACGCCCAGUCCUGUCACCAGGACCCGCAGCCUCAGUGCCUGCAACAAGCGGGGAGGCAUGUACUUAGAGGGCUUCGAUCCGUUCAAUCAGUCCACCUUCAACAACGUCAUGGAACAGAACUUUAAGAACCGCGAGAGCUACCCAGAGGACACAGUGUUCUACAUCCCGGAAGACCACAAGCCUGGCACUUUCCCCAAAGCCCUUUCCAAUGGCAGUUUCUCUCCCUCAGGGAAUAACAGCUCUGUGAACUGGAGGACGGGAAGCUUCCACGGCCCCGGCCACAUCAGCCUGAGGAGGGAAAACAGCAGCGACAGCCCCAAGGAACUUAAAAGACGCAAUUCCUCGAGCUCCAUGACCAGCCGCCUGAGUAUCUAUGACAACGUGCCAGGCUCCAUCCUCUAUUCCAGCUCAGGUGACCUGGCUGACCUGGAGAACGAGGACAUCUUCCCUGAGCUGGAUGACAUCCUCUACCACGUGAAGGGGAUGCAGAGGAUAGUCAACCAGUGGUCGGAGAAGUUUUCAGAUGAGGGUGACUCUGACUCAGCCCUGGACUCGGUCUCUCCGUGCCCGUCCUCUCCCAAGCAGAUACACCUGGAUGUGGACAACGACCGAGCUACCCCCAGUGACCUGGACAGCACAGGCAAUUCACUGAAUGAACCUGAGGAGCCCUCUGACAUCCCGGAAAGGAGGGAUUCUGGGGUUGGGGCCUCCCUGACCAGGUCCAACAGGCACAGGCUGAGGUGGCACAGUUUCCAGAGCUCUCAUCGGCCAAGCUUAAACUCUGUAUCACUGCAGAUCAACUGCCAGUCGGUGGCCCAGAUGAACCUGCUGCAGAAAUACUCCCUCCUGAAGUUAACCGCCCUGCUGGAGAAACACACGCCUUCCAAUAAGCAUGGUUUUAGCUGGGCUGUGCCCAAGUUCAUGAAAAGGAUCAAGGUUCCAGACUACAAGGACCGGAAUGUAUUUGGGGUCCCUCUGACAGUCAAUGUGCAGCGGACAGGACAGCCGCUACCCCAGAGCAUCCAGCAGGCCAUGCGCUACCUCCGCAACCAUUGUUUGGAUCAGGUUGGGCUCUUCAGAAAAUCAGGUGUCAAAUCCCGGAUUCAGGCUCUGCGCCAGAUGAAUGAAAGUGCCUUAGAUUGUGUCAACUAUGAGGGACAGUCUGCUUAUGAUGUGGCAGACAUGUUGAAGCAGUAUUUCCGAGAUCUUCCUGAGCCACUAAUGACAAACAAACUCUCAGAAACCUUUCUGCAGAUCUACCAGUAUGUGCCCAAGGACCAGCGCCUUCAGGCCAUCAAGGCUGCCAUCAUGCUCCUGCCUGACGAGAACCGGGAGGUUCUUCAGACGCUCCUUUACUUCCUGAGCGAUGUCACCGCAGCUGUCAAGGAGAACCAGAUGACCCCCACCAACCUGGCCGUGUGCUUGGCGCCUUCCCUCUUCCACCUCAACACCCUGAAGAGAGAGAAUUCCUCUCCAAGGGUGAUGCAAAGGAAACAAAGUUUAGGCAAACCAGAUCAAAAAGAUUUGAAUGAAAACCUUGCUGCCACUCAAGGGCUGGCCCAUAUGAUUGCUGAGUGCAAGAAGCUUUUCCAGGUUCCUGAGGAAAUGAGCCGAUGUCGAAACUCCUACACCGAACAAGAGCUGAAGCCCCUCACCCUAGAAGCAUUAGGACGUCUUUGCAAUGACGAGUCAGCUAGCUACCAGCACUUCCUCCAAGACUGUGUGGACAGCCUAUUUAAAGAGGUCAAAGAGAAGUUCAAAGGCUGGGUCAGCUACUCCACAUCUGAGCAGGCUGAGCUGUCCUAUAAGAAGGUGAGUGAAGGACCACCUCUAAGGCUUUGGAGGGCAACCAUCGAAGUUCCUGCAAUGCCUGAGGAAAUCUUGAAGCGCCUACUUAAAGAGCAGCACCUCUGGGAUGUAGACUUGUUGGAUUCCAAAGUGAUUGAGAUCCUGGACAGCCAAACUGAAAUUUACCAGUAUGUCCAAAACAGUAUGGCACCCCAUCCUGCUCGGGACUACGUUGUUUUGAGAACAUGGAGGACCAACUUACCCAAGGGGGCAUGUGCCCUUUUACUCACCUCUGUGGAUCACGACCGGGCCCCUGUGGUGGGUGUGAGGGUCAAUGUGCUCCUGUCCAGGUAUCUGAUCGAACCCUGCGGGUCAGGGAAAUCCAAACUCACCUACAUGUGCAGAGCUGACUUAAGGGGCCACAUGCCAGAGUGGUACACGAAAUCUUUUGGACACUUGUGUGCAGCUGAAGUUGUAAAGAUCCGAGACUCCUUCAGUAAUCAGAACACUGAAACCAAAGACACCAAAUCUAGGUGAUUCACAGAGCAAAAGCAACUGUGUCCAUUAUCUGGGCAUUUGUUCUAGAACCCUUGCCAGUCCUUUGGAAGACUGAGUUCUGCAUCUGAUCCUGAAAGAGAGAAAACUACAACUUGGAGUGUAGGAAUUGACUAGAGUGAUCUGAUACAUUUUUAAAGCUGCUUCCUGUUUGUUCAAGGUCUGUGUUACGGACCUUGACUGGAAUAUAUGACUGUGCAAAAAAAAAAAAAGUAUUCUAAUUGGAAUUGCUUCUGAGAAGCAAAACUCUAUAAAUACAUUAGGGGAGAUAAUGAAGAGUCUUCAUUCUCUUGUGCAUGUGUAUGUGUACGUGAACCUACGACAUUUUCUUUGCAGUGUGUGGAGGGACUGGUGUAUACACUGGAAUAGUUGGUACUCUGACAUGUUUUCUCACUGAGAAGAGCAAAGAAAGGUUUGCACAGAGGAGUGUGUGUAUGUGUGUUUGUUGCUGGUCGAAUGGCAUAGAUGAGCAGGUUGGGAUGCAGUGGCUGGCACACUGAGACACUUCCAAGAAGGAUCUUGAUGCUUCAGGUUCAGUUUAACCUGGAAUAUCAGACUACCCAUGGAAUCAUCCAGAAAGGGAACCCAUUUAUUUUGGAGUAUCGGACAGCCCACUUGUCCGUUUGUUUGUGUUUUUUUCUGAGUUAGUAAAUAUAUUCCUUUUCCACCAACCUCUUCUUUACCUUAAAACUAACUUA
Sus scrofa (pig) is the source of this 11599-nucleotide messenger RNA. NCBI's taxonomy places the organism in Eukaryota, Metazoa, Chordata, Mammalia, Artiodactyla, Suidae. The record is from RefSeq and is a predicted model, not a curated record.